AUGUCCCCGGUCCUCCUCGUCCUGCUGGCAUGGAGCUGGUCUCAGACCAGCGGGCAGUUUGACGUGUGCCGGUCUCUGCGCGGCUCGGAGGCGGGGCCAGGGUGGGAGUUCUACCCCUGUCAGCCUUUACCUGCCAACAUGAAGGAAGUGAUGCAGAUCAGAGUCGACCCCCCCGGAAUCACCUGUGGUAACCCACCUGAGCGGUUCUGCACUUUGGAGAACCCGUACCUGUGCAGUGAUGAGUGUGAUGCGUCCAGCCCCGACCUGUCUCACCCUCCUCAGCUGAUGGGAGACAGGGAGAGGGGGGGGCUUAUCACCUACUGGCAGACGGUCACAUGGUCAAGGUAUCCUGAGCCCCUAUUGGCCAACAUCACUCUGUCCUGGAACAAGAGCCUGGAGGUGGUCGAUGACAUCGUCGUCACCUUCGAGUAUGGGCGACCAACCAGCAUGGUGCUGGAGAAAUCUAUGGACAAAGGUGUAACAUGGCAGCCGUAUCAGUACUACGCUGAUGACUGUCUGGAGGCGUUCGGUAUGUCUCCUAAACGGGUCUCUGACUUAGCACCGAGUAACUUAACCCGGGUUAUCUGUACCGAGGAGUACUCCCGCUGGGUCGGAGCCAAGGAAGAGAAGAUCAUGGUUUUCGAGGUGCGCGCUCGGUUCGCGGUGUUUGCAGGUCCAAAGUUGAUCAACAUGGACGCCCUGUACACCCGCAUGGAGACGAUGAAGGGUCUGAGGGACUUCUUCACCUUCACCAACCUCCGACUAAGACUCCUCCGCCCGGCACUGGGAGGGACCUACGUCCAGAGGGAUAACCUGCUGAAAUACUUCUACGCUAUUUCUAACAUUGAUGUACCUGCCAGGUGUAAGUGUAACCUGCACGCGUCUCAGUGUGUGUUACGCGAUGCGACGCUGCAGUGUGAGUGUGACCACAACACGAGUGGACAGAACUGUCAGCUCUGCAGCCAACUGUUCAAAUCCCGCAGCUGGAGACCAGGAUCAUAUCUACCCUUACCCAAAGGCACUGCCAACACCUGUGAGGCAGCAGAAACAGCAGCCAGUAAGUACUGUUCACCUGUUCACCUGGCCCAGCAGAUAUACCUCCUUCUGAUGCACCUCCCCCUGAUGAACGUCCUCCAGAUGUACCUUCCCCUGAUGUACCUCCCCCUGAUGUACCUCCCCCAGAUUUACCUCGCUCUGAUGAACGUCCUUCAGAUGUACCUGCCGCUGAUGAACGUCCUUCUGAUGAACGUCCUCCAGAUAUGUAACUCCUCCAGAUCAGUAGAUGAUCAAGAAGUAGAUUAUUCUGCAGCUCAGGUGAAAGGAAAGUCUUCUGGAGAAGAUUCAGCUGCCGGUGGACCAGUAGAAGGUUCAGAGUUGGAUGAAAAGAAAGCCUCUGAACAAGAGAAGAUCGGAGAACAAAAAGAGGAGAAAGGAGGACCAAAAUUUAGUCAGCUGUCCAAAAUUGCCUAUGUCACCUUCCAGGGUAAGACCACCUCUGAGAACCUGACCCAUUAUAACCCUAACCCUGACCCUGACCCAGACUGUGAGUGUAACGGUCACUCCAACCGCUGCAGCUACAUCGACUUCAUCAACAUGGUCACGUGUGUGAGCUGCAAACACAACACUCGAGGACAGAAGUGUCAGUACUGUCGGCUCGGAUACUACAGGGACGCCUCGCUGAGGCUGGAGGACGAGGACGUGUGUGUGGACUGUGACUGUGACAUGGAGGGCAGUGCUUCUCCUCACUGCUCUGACUCUGGUCUCUGUCAGUGUAAAGGCGGUGCCACAGGGAGGCGCUGUGACACCUGUCUACCCGGAUACACCUGGCGAGGAGGAGGAUUCAGCUGCACAGUGAAUGUGUGUGAUGAGGAGCGUUUGAUUUGUCAGAACGGGGGAACCUGCGUCGACCUGCGGCGCUGCCUUUGUCCGGACGGCUUCACAGGUGCGUUCUGUGAGAAGAAGGUUUGUCUGAAGAAGAGCGGUUGUCUCGACAAUGCUGGAGGCCCCUCCUCCUCUCUGACCUCACACCUUUACCUGCUGACCCUCAGUCUGAUCUCCUACACCAUCUAUUAA
Molecule: messenger RNA, 2073 nt
Organism: Cyclopterus lumpus (lumpfish)
Lineage: Eukaryota; Metazoa; Chordata; Actinopteri; Perciformes; Cyclopteridae
Product: netrin-G2-like
Exons: 15
Coding region: 1-2073 (690 amino acids)
Source: RefSeq, a predicted model, not a curated record